AUGGAUACAGAAGAGGAGAAGGAGGACUCGCCAUAUGCCGAAGUGCGAGCCGCUGUCCCCAAUUACGACCAAGAUCUCCCAGCAAAUACUAUUCGGGCAUGGGUGCUCGGACUCAUUCUCUCCGUCUUCGGUGCAGCCGUCAACACACUAUUUUCACUCAGGAACCCUGUAAUUGGUCUGGGGGUCAUUGUUGCUCAGCUUAUGGCCUAUGUUCUCGGGAACACCUGGGCGAGAUUCGUGCCAUCCAAACAACACCAGACAUUUGGGAUCACCUGGAACCUGAACCCCGGCCCAUUUAAUGUGAAGGAACAUGCUAUUAUUGUUGUAAUGGCAAAUGUGUCGUUCGGCACUGCGUAUGCAACCGAUAUUAUACUUGCGCAGAAGGUGUUCUACAAACAAGACUUCGGCAUAGCCUUCCAACUACUUCUAACAAUUACCACCUCAAGCAUUGGAUAUGGCAUCGCUGGCAUCCUCAGACGUUUCCUUGUCUACCCUGCGGCAAUGAUUUGGCCCAGCAACCUUGUCAGUGUCAGUCUCCUUCAUGCUAUGCAUGAGAAAGAUGAAGACCUAGACCCCACGGUCUUUGGAGGUAAUAUGUCAAGGUACAAAUGGUUUGGUAUAGUGUUCUUGGUUUCAUAUUUGUACUACUGGAUUCCGGGUUUCUUCGCGCAGUUUCUUAGCAUCUUCGUUUUCAUCACAUGGAUCUAUCCCCAGAACCCCGUGAUCAAUCAGGUUUUCGGGGGCACAUCAGGACUAGGCCUCCUUCCCCUGACUUUGGACUGGACCACGAUUACGGGAUUCACCGGAAAUCCUAUGAUUCCACCGUGGCAUGCGAUUGGGAACACGUUACUCGGGGUAUUCUUCUUCUACGUCCUCGGAUCUCUUGGGAUCCAUUACAGUGGUGCUUGGUUUGCUAAGUUCUUGCCCAUGAGCGACUCCACGACGUACGACAACAUGGGCCAGAAUUACAACGUAAGUCUUGUCGCGACACCUCAACUUACCCUCAAUGAGGCGGCAUACAAGAAUUACUCUCCAUUGUUUAUGUCGACUACCUUUGCCCUCACUUACGGGCUCUCAUUUGCAACUAUCGCAUCUGUUGUUGUAUAUACCUAUCUAAAUUACGGGCAAGUAAUUGUCAGCCAGUUCCGCCAGGCGAAGACCGAGGACAAAGACGUUCACAUGAAGAUGAUGGAGAAAUACCCCGAAGUGCCUGAGUGGUGGUUUGGUAUUCUAUUCCUCCUCAUGUUUGUGUUGUCAUUGAUUGUCGUUCUGGCAUAUCCGACCGAGUUCGCAUGGUGGGCUUUUCUUAUUUCAAUUGCCUUCGCUACGGUAAUGUCGCUUCCGAUUGGCAUCAUCCAAGCUAUCACCAAUUUGCAAAUUGGGUUGAAUGUUAUUACCGAGUUUAUCAUGGGCUAUAUGCAGCCCGGAAAGCCAUUAGCAUUAAUGAUGUUCAAGACCUACGGAUACAUUACCGCCAGCAGUGCUUUAGGCUUUGUUGGGGAUCUGAAAUUUGGUCAUUAUAUGAAGAUUCCUCCACGCACGAUGUUCACCGCACAGGUCGUUGCGACGACCCUUUCUGCCUUUGUCCAGAUUGGCAUGCUCAAUUUUGCCCUCGAGAAUAUCGAAGGCGUCUGUACUCUCGAACAAAAGCAACGCUUUUCAUGCCCUGGCGGCCGAGUUUUCUUUUCAGCAUCAAUCAUAUGGGGUCUCCUCGGACCUCAGCGAAUGUUCAGCCCUGGGCAAAUAUAUUCUAGCUUGCUUUGGUUCUUCCCCGCCGGAAUUCUUGCAACUAUUAUCGUUCAUUAUGCAGCUAAAAAGAUUCCCAAAUUGAAGUAUGCAAUGACUCCUCUAAUCUUUGGUGGCGGGCAGGCUAUUCCACCUGCCAGUCCCUUGAACUAUUUAACCUGGGGCAUUGUCGGUUGGUUCUUCCAGAAAUAUAUCCGGACAAGGAAUUUCAAGUGGUGGUCAAGAUUGAAUUAUAUCACUGCUGUCGGAUUGGACACUGGCUUGGCAAUUAGUACCUUGACGAUCUUCUUCAUCUUUACUCUUAAUAGGAUUGAUGCGCCUCAGUGGUGGGGUAAUACCGUAAUUUCUGGCACUAUGGAUGCCACGGAUACCGCCAUCCAGGCUCCAGUCCCACCAGGUCAGCCGUUUGGCCCGAAAGUCUGGUAA
Molecule: messenger RNA, 2172 nt
Organism: Lindgomyces ingoldianus
Lineage: Eukaryota; Fungi; Ascomycota; Dothideomycetes; Pleosporales; Lindgomycetaceae
Product: small oligopeptide transporter
Exons: 8
Coding region: 1-2172 (723 amino acids)
Biological process (GO): transmembrane transport
Molecular function (GO): oligopeptide transmembrane transporter activity
Source: RefSeq, a predicted model, not a curated record